GUUCCCGGCAGUUUCCUCGUCGGGCAUCUGCGAGAUGCGUGCCCCAGUUGUUUCCCUUUUCCCUGCCCGACAUGGUGCACGUUUCGGGCCGCGACUUCCUGGCUAGCACCGAUUGCAUCGCCCGAAGGCCGUACUAAUUAAUGGGUGGUGGCCCGGUUCCCUCGGAGUAAUUUUCUCGGCCAUCGGAAAUUGUGUUUUUGCGCCGGGUUUCACGUCGAUCCGGCUGAAAUGCCGUCGUCCGCGUUGUCGCGAUACGAUCGGCUCUACGGGAAGACGAUUCUCGAGCUCCCCAUCUCCAUCAAUGUUCCUCCGCCGGAGAUCCAAGAACUCGAUGCAGCAAAUUCGUCACGAUCUUCGGUCAGAAGUGGGGACCUGCGACGAGCCGAAAUCCCCAAUGCGCACGAAAUUACGGAGGACGUGGCGAGAGCUGCUUUGCUGAGUCACGUGCAGAAGAAGUGCUGCUACGGUGCUUCUGCUGCGAAGAGGAUGAACAUCGUCAAAAUUUCUCCUUCUUCCGCAUUCCACUACGAGCUGCAGACUUUCACGGAAAAGCGUGAAACUUCGUGGGCUUUCACACCUUAUGGAGGCGGAAACAUCGACUCCAGCGAGUUUGGUGAUCCGCCUACACCCUGGGACAUCACUGUGGAGCCCGAACUGCUGUUCCACAACGAAGUCAAAGUCAUGGAAGUUCCGCACACUGCUACGGUGAAACACUGUCAUCGGUGUCACGGAGCAGGAAGUUUGCUGUGUCACCAAUGUCAUGGCAAAGGCUGGACGCCCUGUCUGACGUGUCACGGGGACGGCUGGAGGACUGACUCACACGGCAGGAGGGAUUUGUGUUUUUACUGUCACUCAUCCACGCACGGGCACGGGAAGCAAGAUUGUCUGAAGUGCAACGCGCGGGGUUGUGUCGCUUGCCCGACAUGCGAUGGAUACGGCCAAAUUCGGUGCUUCAUCCGACUCACGAUUACAUGGAGCACGGUGACGGCGGAACACAUCGUGGAGCGGUGUAGCCUGCCGACGGACUUGAUCAAGCAAGUCAGUGGACAAGUGGCGUUCGAAGAGGAGGGCCCACGGGUUUUGCCGAUCGUCACCUUUCCGGACGCGACCAUAAAUCUAGCCUCCAUUCAGCUCACGAAGGAGCACCUCGCUGCGUUCACUGACCAGCGGAUCGUUGCCCAGCGACAACAAAUUCGGAUAAUCCCAGUCACGCAAGUUUCGUAUGAAUGGAAGAGUUAUUCUGGGAUUUUCGUCAUGCUCGGAUUCGAAAACCGGGUUCAUUGUCCGGAUUAUCCGCAAAGUUGCUGCUGUGGCUGCUCCAUCCUAUAAAAAGAUCAAGCAGGCGCUUGUCGACGACCAAAGAAAAAAAAAAGCUGAUAUCAUUUUUCAGUCCUCUACAAAUUUACGCGACAGACUUUUGCAUUGGAAGUAUUUUUUCUCCUAUGGCUCUAUUUAAUAGCUAGUCAUCGCAUCGGAAUGUUCUUGUGGAUGAGAAACCUCAAAAAUAUGCACGCAGAAGUUUCUUGUUGGGGAACUGACCUUUGGGGCCCAUUAUAGCUGCCAUUUGAAGCAAAUCCAUGAGGAUGUACAAAGGGUGACAUUUGGUGUUUUGGAACGCUUGUUUUUUUUUCAAGAGAAUUUUCUUCUCGACACUUCUUUGCCUCGCCCGCGAAGAACUUGGCGUUACUGAUGAGGAAGCUCGAAGCGGUUUUUUCUUUCGUCUUUUUUUUGUGAAAUUUUGGAAUCAUCUUUCCGACAGUUUUCUUGAGCAAGUUGAUGUGUUCGCGGGGGCGCUCAGCGUUGUUAUCCGUCGCUUUACUCAGGUGGAAUAUACUGCUCGUUCGUUAUUUGUA
Messenger RNA from Notodromas monacha, 1853 nucleotides. The record is from the annotation of a GenBank genome assembly. NCBI's taxonomy places the organism in Eukaryota, Metazoa, Arthropoda, Ostracoda, Podocopida, Cyprididae.